Rhopilema esculentum is the source of this 6037-nucleotide messenger RNA. Lineage: Eukaryota; Metazoa; Cnidaria; Scyphozoa; Rhizostomeae; Rhizostomatidae. The record is from RefSeq and is a predicted model, not a curated record.
AAAAAAAUGGUCCAAAAGAACAAGAUGGAAAAUUCGAUCCACAAAUGGGUAUUUAUCCUCCAUUUCAGACCCUAAUUCUGACAUUCGAUACUCUGAAGAGGUUCAGAAGAUUUUGAUAUAGUUAGAAUGUUUGCAUUUUUCAAAUCAAUUUUCAAAUUUGGUGUUAUUUUCAAAAUUGUUUUAUAUUUUGUUUUAUUGACAGAAGUAAAUGUGGUAAAAGUCAGAAAGCCUACUCUCACUGCAAACCUGGUUAGCUUGUAUUUUUUAAAGCAAGUACGUCAUACACUAAUUCGAUAUCUCUUGAGGGGGUAGUAAGGGAUUUCAUUAGCUAACUAGCAGACUGUUUGCCAACUGACUAAUGACUAAUAAUUUUGUGAAACCAAUGACUUAUGACUAACCAUAUUAGUUUUUUGACUUAUAACUAAUGGAAAUUAUUCCUAGUGCCUGAUUUCCAAUAACUGAGGGCUCACACUUUGGAAAAAUUAAUUGAGCACUACCCUGUACUCCUUCCAAUCACAAUCGUUGUAACUGGAUAAAAGUAUCGAUGUGCUGGGUAUGGAAAAAAUAUUGGGUAUGGGGACGUUCAUAUAUUACGUAAUCAAAGAUGGGGAGGGGAGGGGGGACUUACAGAAAUGUUAUGGCUAUUACGUUCAUGAUGGCUCUUUGUGGAAGUUUGUUAAAAUAGUUGUUUAGGGAGAAGUGGAUUUUUCAAAUAUUGCCGAUUUUUUGAUUGUGUAGUAUGUGCACAUUCCUUGUGCUGUCUCUCUUGAAUAAUGGUCCUUUUUCUUUGGGCCAUCAACUAUCCCUUGAUAGUGAAAAUUGCUCUAAGUAUGAUAGAGGACAAUACUUUCUGAACGUGUUGUCCGUGGCAAGCUAUUCUAUUUUGCACCUUGCUUGUACGUUAACGGUCAGGGCCAUUUUAAAGAAGUCAUAACUAGGGGGGGUGUGGGACAAAUAUGAAAAGGAGAUUUUACUUUGGCCAAGAAUAAGAACUCCUCAGAAAACUUUGCACUUGUUAUUAGGUAUAGACUUUGGUACAAAAUUCAACUUGGAGCACCAUUUGUUGAGAAGUAGUCAUUAGUAAUGGUGACGGCUCUUGCAUGAUUAGUCAGCUUUGGUCAGAUCGAGUUAGAGUCGAGUUAGUGCUGGCGAGUAGUGUUCACUAGUAAGGUCGUUAGAGUGGAAGUUCUAUAAUCAUGCUAUGCUUGUAAAUAAACGUUGUAAAUAGUCUUGUUGUAAAUGUAAAUAGUAUGAAGUGGAGUUGGAUUUAUAUAAAUUUUCCUCAAUCGUGUUGAACGGCAAUCUACGAUUACAACACCAUUUUAAUGCUUUUUGUUCCCCCUCUUGACCUUUCAGUGAAAAUUCACUCUCAGUCGCAGAGGCUGUGGCAGCAGCUAACCUUUUUUGCCAGGGCUAGUUUAGUUGUCAGAGCUAGAAGCGACGAGAGAGCUCGUUUGAAAGCUCAGUUACCAACAAAUGCCUCUGUGAUGGAGAGUGGUGAAAAUUGACUGUACAUUGUCACUAGUUGUCCCCAAAAAGAAGUCCAAGGGAUUGCCUUUGUGCUGUUUUUUACCUUUUGAAACCUUCGUUUUCCCUGGGGCCCAUUGAUAAGCUUAUCUUUCCUGUUUUUCUGGUUGCAAUGACUUUUAGUUAGCUCCUUUGGUGAUUCCCUACAUGCUUUUUUUAUAAGAAACAAAACUCAGGAGGAUUAGUAUUCUUAAUUAUUUCAUGAUUCUAGUACUAAUAGUUUCUUGAAUAUAUCCUGUGGAAUUUAAACAACACUUGGCGAUUUGGAUGUAGUUUAUAUGUAACAGUAGCAGCCUCCAAGCUAGAUGCCAAAAUGCUGUUCUUUGUUACCUUUUGCUAUGGUGUGAAGUUUGUCAAGGAAAUGAUGACAACAACAGUAGCAAAUGGCAUGGCCUAAUAACAUGAAAUGUGGAUGGCAUGGUAGCAAACAACAGAACUAAAACCAACAUGCAAACAUCACGGUAUGUAAUGUAACUAAACCCAAUGAACCUAAAAUUAGAGUUUAACACUUGCUAGAAAGACUAUAAAUUGAAGAUGCUGCCCCCAGGAGGUUACUUAGGACCACAGCCUUUAAAAAUUAGGAGCAAUCACAUUUAGAGAAAUCAUGAGCAGCGUUCUUGAAAAUCUAGCAUUGAAAAAUUUACAAACGCUAUAAUCGCCCAUAAUGAUUCCAAUCAGAAAUAAAUAGUAACACAAACAAUCAAAUGAACGUUAACCCUUUAUCGACAGGUACCCUCUUUGGUCUCAUGCUUCAUUCAUUUUUCUGUGUUUAUGUCGUUCUUCCUUCUGCUCACUAAAUCGUUCUACCACUACAAAUAUGUCACAAACUACGUUUUAACUAGACAAAUAUUUACUUUACAUACAUGUUUCAUUUCUUAGUUUGAUAUACGUAACCAGUAACCGCCUUCUUAAAGGUCAGACAAUCAAGGAAAACAUGUGUCGUAAAUCCUCAAAUUAGCCCCAUCUGGGGGCUUAUUUGUUUUUAACAUUUUUUGAUUGGAGGGCGUUAUUCGAGAGGGGCUUAUACAAGGGGGGCUUAUGAAAUUAAAGUAGACAGAAAGAAGACAUUAAUAAAAUACCUCGUUUAUUUUAGUAGGAAUUUCUUUAUGAAAAAGUAUUAUUACCAAAAAUAUGAAUUUUUGUGGUAAUUCAAUAAAACGCCAAAGGCAACCCCAGAUGGCAAAAACAAACAAAUCGAGGGAGGCCAAUUCAAGGAUUUACGGCAGCAGUCAGGGACGCCUGCACAAGAUGAAGGCAGAAGGGGCAGUUUUGGUGCUGAAGGUAAAUGGUAUAAUUUUUUUCAACUGCCAUAAUUGAUUAUUUAUAAGGGAUGGAGUGGGAUGCAAAAUAAAAUAUUGACAUGGUUCUGUUCUACCCAUACAGCUGGGAUUUUUGCAACCAAAGGCUCUAAAAAUAGGCAAAAUGUUGACAAAAUUGUCCAUGGUAGUAGAUAUAAAGGCCUUUUCAUUAUUUUGAAUUUUGGGCAUUACAAAAAUCAAACAUGGCUGGCUGUAAGCAGUGGUGCAGUGCUAUCAUAAUAGCGAGGGGGACUCUUGCACAAAAUGUUGCGAAAUACAGUAUUGAAAGUAGAAAUUUGCCAAUUUUGAGCAUUAACAAGGAGGCUGAGCCCCUCUGAGCCCCCUAGUACUACACCCCUGGCUGUAAGACGUUUAUUGUCUGCUUAGUCUCAAUACUCAAUGGGUGCAGAAUCAUUGAGAGUGUAAAAAUAAUAACCGCAAUAAAUAGAUGUAAAUGGUGAUGGGCAAAAUAAUCAGUAUAUUUUAAGACGCCGUUGAUGUUUAUUACAUUAUUGAAAACUUCUUAAUUUUUCGUUAUCAAAAACCGACAGCAAAAAAAAGGGAAAUUUUCUUUUUGGAUUUCUUUUAAAAAAUUAACAUAAUGCGAGUUGCUAAACUAGUCAUCAAUCCUCUACAAGGUUCUAUAAUCUUUUCUUAGGAGUACAAAGCAAUGCGCCUUUCGGGAUCUGCUAUUCUGACCUACAUUUAUAAUUUUAUUUCCGGGAGCGGCCUCGCUUUCAAAAUAACGUCUCAUAUUCGGAUUGAUCCCAAUUAAUUAGAAUGUAAUUAAUCUUACGUCACAAUUUCGCGGCGUAACUACUACUAAAGAUAAGGCAUAGGUAACAUCUUUCUACUUCAUCGCAAGAAUCGUUCUGAGUUAGUCAGAGUUUAUUCAAGUGUGAUAUAAGGUGCUUUAGAAAGAAGAUUUGACGGAAUCGUGGUAUUUUGAAUCGCAAUCAAAAUGCCGAAAGCCUCGCGUAGAAGGCAAAGCAAUGGGGCAAAUGACUUCAGCAGCGAGAUUGAUACGCUCAGGGAGUCGAUGCAUUCUUUGGAAGACAAGUUGUGCAAAGUCGAAAAGGACAAGGAACAUUUGCGCUCUUUCAACCAAGUUCUCAUUGAAAAGCUGAAGAAUUCAACGGAAAUGGACCUUUGCCUAAAGGUCAUUUCCAUUCGGCAAAAAUUUGAGAAACAGAAGGAGAUAUCUAUGCUCCACGAGCAAAAGGUGGUUAGAAAAGGCCGUGCAUUUCAUGAAUCUUGUCUCAAGCAAGCGAGAAAGAGCUCGCAGGUUGAGAUAGGAAAGCGUGCAAAGAGUACCGACAGCGGAAUCGACAUCAUCGAGGGUGGAAACAAAAGUGAGGAUGAUCCUGACGUCAAUAGAGCCAGAAUUGAGGAAAUGGUCGCUAGAGAGGAGAAACAGAAGGGAGAAGUAAAAAAGCUUAAUGCGAAAAUUGAAGAGCUGUCUACACGAGAUGUAAUCAGGUCUGUUUGCAAUGAAAUGGUGAUUCAGGCUUUGCAAGAUGUUGUUAAGGAAGAGCAGGCAACAGCAAAUGCAAGACAUGGAGAUGAGAUCAAAGAGUUGCAAAAACAGCAUGAAGAGAAAAGGGUCCAUCUUGAAACAAAAAUAGAGGUUCUCAAUCAAAAUGAAGAUAUCCUCAAGAAAAGGAUUGAGGAAUUAGAGAAAGAGAUAGAGAAUCUGAAAACAGAAAAUCAAGAGCUGGUUGCAAGGGAAUUGACAAAAGCUGUUAGCAGCCAAGCUGUGAUUGAUUCAUUGGAAGAGAUUAUUGAGGAACAAGAAAAAUCAGUGGAAAGCAGAUUUCAAAAGAAAGAUAUACAACUAAAGUCAGUUGUUGAACAAAAUGAGAAGCUUCUUAAGAAACUGGCAGCAAUGGAGAAACGCGCCUUUUCAGCUGAAGAGGUUGUUGCUAAACAGUUAAGGGUGAUUGAGGAAAAGGACUGGGCUCUAGCUGAGGAAACAGAGAAGGGUAACAAGAUGAGGAAUGAAAUGGCUGCCAUGGAGGAGAAAUUGGAAGCCAUGGAGAGGGCAGCGAAUAAGUCUAAUGAACAAUUCCGAGCUAUGACAUUGAAGGUUGAAAAACUUUCGACAAGUCUGGGGCAAUGGCAAGAAAAGGCCGACCUGCAAGUGGCCGGAUGGACUUCAAAGAUUUCAAAACUUGAAGAAGAGAGAGGAUUGUUUGAAAAGGAAUGCUUAAGAGUUAGCCAAUGCCGCGUAGAGGAAACAGAGAAACACAUGGAGCACAUCAUGUCACUGGGUUUUGAUAUUAACUCCCUUCAAAAGAGUAAUGAAGACUUUGCAGCCGACAUCAUCAGCCUAGAGAGAGAGAAUGCUUCUUUGCGGCAAAAAUUGGAAGAAGAGGAACAGUCUAAAUUGGAUCUGGUACAGGAAGUCCGCCAGCUUCGAGACAACAUUCAAGAGCUUAAGUCAGAUAUAGAAGGCCUUAAGAGUAGGCGUAGAAGAAAAUGGUGGAGAAGGCUUGUGUCUUGCAGUUAAAGCAGUAACAGGCCACUGAUAGUGACAGCUUUUUAUUUAAAUGUAUUUGUUUCUAUUACCCACAAAAAUUUUCGUUGAUGGCAAUAUAUUGUGAUUAUGUAUUGAUUUGAAAGGAAUAAUGGUAUUGUAUUUUGUGUAUCUUACAGCCGUAGUGUAUUUAGAUACGUGUCAUUGCAGUUAUAAUGGGUCGUUUAUCCAGAACAGGCAAACAAGAUUAGGCUACAAAAGCGACAUGAUGCAAGGAGCUAUUACAAGAAAGGACAUGGUCAAAGAACUGUAGUUAAUCAGUUGGUCAGAAUUUGGAACAUUUUAGGACAAAUUGAGAAAACAUUGUCAUCAUGGUGCAGUGAAGAAUUUUUCAAAAUGAGAGACUUAUACUGGCAAUGUAAUGAGGGGAUGUGCGAAUGAACUCACGCUAUGAGAAAUUGCUUUGUAACAGUUUCAAUUAGGCCAAAUACCUCACUUACUGAAAUAUCAAACCUGACAAGGUUUAAGACAAUAAUGCAAGACGUCGUUGUUGUCUUAUGACGUCAUUGGUCGAUGUCUUCAUUUGAAUCAACCCUUUCUGUUCGAGGGAAUGACUUCCUUUUCAUGUUUAUACAUAUAGAAGGGAGUUCAAAAGCUAUAUAUAAAUGUAUUGACAAUUAUUUAUACAACUGUUUGUAUGGUCAAUAAGUGGGAGAAAUCCCUUGAAAAGCUUCAG